This is a messenger RNA of Macrobrachium nipponense, 2459 nucleotides long. RefSeq names its product GATA zinc finger domain-containing protein 11-like (gene HLH3B). Gene Ontology annotation, molecular function: DNA-binding transcription factor activity, RNA polymerase II-specific; protein dimerization activity; RNA polymerase II cis-regulatory region sequence-specific DNA binding. The record is from RefSeq and is a predicted model, not a curated record. Bases 547 to 1650 code for a protein of 367 amino acids. Gene Ontology annotation, biological process: regulation of transcription by RNA polymerase II. The transcript has 3 exons. Lineage: Eukaryota; Metazoa; Arthropoda; Malacostraca; Decapoda; Palaemonidae.
UCGCGUCAAGUGCUUUUUUGAAAACGACGUUUAGGGAAAAGCGACAAGGGGCAAGACUCAAGGUUAUUUUAUACAAAGAAAAACGACAAGGAGCAAGACCCACAGCUGUUUUUAAACAGGGAAAAAGCAACAAGGAGCAAGACUCACGGUUUUUUUAAACAAAGAAAAACGAUGAAGAGAAAGACCCACAGCUGUUUUUAAACAGGGAAAAAGCAACAAGGAGCAAGACUCACGGUUUUUUAAACAGAAAAGCGACGAGGAGCAAGACCCACAGCUGUUUUUAAACAGGGGAAAAAGUGACAAAGAGCAAGACCCACGGCUGUUUGUAAACGGCCCGCAGCUAUUUUUAAACAGGAAAAAGCAACAAGGAGCAACACCAACGGCUGUUUUUAACAGGGAAAACCCAUUGCUGUUUAUAAACAGGAAAAACCGACAAGGGACAGAACGCACUGUCGUUUUAAACAAGAAUUUGACGCAGAAGGCGGGGCACUCAUCACAGGCAAGAUUUGUCCUCAAGGCGGGAACAACCCAUCUCUCAACUUCAAAAUGAUGGACAAAGUGGACGACGAAAACUCACCCCCGGGUCUGGGCGGGUGUGUCGGAGGGUGCGUGGGAGGCUGCGUGGGCGGAUGCAGCGGCGGGGACAGCAGUGACCUGGACUUGGGUGACCUGUCGGAUGACACCCGUGAUUCCACUACUGACGACGACCACGGGGAGGAGUUUUCCAGCGGAGUUCCCUUCCCUUCCAGCCAGCAGUCUUCUUCCAGGAGUUUUCUCUCGUGGCGUCGGUCCCAAGGUUCCGUAUGUGACGGCAGCGAGACCGAGAAUGGAAGAUCGGUUGACAUCGGCGCCAGUGACAGUGGUUCGGUGGAGGAGCGAUGCUCGACAGUGCCACCGCGAACCAUCCGCAAGGUCUUCACGAACACCCGAGAGCGGUGGCGCCAACAGAACGUGAGCGGCGCCUUUGCCGAACUCCGACGUCUCGUUCCUACACAUCCUCCCGAUAAGAAACUGUCCAAGAAUGAAAUCCUACGAUUGACGAUCAAAUACAUCAAGCUCCUCAAUUCGGUGCUGGAAUGGCAGCGACGCCAGGACGAAAACCUCUGUCCUCAUCAGCCACACCACAGGGAACUUUGCAACAACAAUAACGACAACACAAACAACAACAAUACCAACAAUGCACAGCGCAGCAGAGAGACGAGACACGACAGGAACAACCGAACAGCAAGCCCCCCUUUGUCACCCCACGAAUCCUGCAUCACGCUCGAAACCUCACGGCGUUACCGCCACCUCUCUUUGCCUCUCUCUCCUUCCUCCCCGAGCUCUCCCCCGAUGUCGAGGUCGUCCUCGACGUCCCCUUCCCCACUCUCGUAUUCAACAGCUUCAUCACUCACAAGAUCGGCUCCCAUUUCAGUUACCAUCUUCUCCCAAAGACCUGUCACAUCCACGGCCACAUCAUCGUCGUCCCCUUCUUCACCCCCACUCCCUUCUGUGACAUCAUCAUCUACAUCAUCAUCCUCUAUUUCAUCGACAUCAGGGCUCUCCUCCCCACCUUUAGAAAGCCCUACGAUUAACAAUCCACGGUACCAUCCUUACGUGCUGGCAGUAAGGGUUCGGUCAGGACUUACUCUCAUUCAUCCUAAUAAGUAAAUUUCUUUAUUAUCAGUAACAUUUGUUACUGUGUCAUAACUACAGCAUAGAUGAAACAUCUAAGUACCAUGAAAAUGGUUCAGACCACCCUAUUGAUUAUUUUAAAAGUUGGUCAUGAUGAGUGCUCACAAAUCUGGAUCAUAGUUUAAAUCAAGGAUUCUAAAGAUUAAAAUUGGAUCAUCACAAAGAAUACUUAAGACAAUAAACUGGGCAAUGCAGUUUGUAUAAGAUUAGCAUUGUGGUAAAAGCAUUUUAUGUAAUACAAAGUGUUCUAACUUACCAAAUAAAUAAAUAUCUCUAAUAAUAAUCACAAUGGAUGAUGAAUGACAACAUAUCCACGGUAUUUUUUUGCAUUUUCUAAAUCAUGAACUAUAGAUUCCACUAAGCUUAACACAAUCCUCUUCCCUUGCAAUGCACUACUUAGACUAAACUUUACUAAAGCAAGAAGAAAAAUUCUGGCAACAAUCAACCUUUCCUUUGUGUUAGCAUGCAAGAGGAACCACAUAGGUAGUCUAUGCAAGGUAGUGUCGUAUUCUUCUUAUACAUUCUUGCCAUUCUUUUCCUUGCAGCUGACAGUUACACCGAAGACGAAAAAUAAUGUAUGAACAUAUCACACAGUAUUUAAAAAUGGUGUAACAGUGAUAUUCAUAAAACAUCCAUAAAUUUUUCUGUAUUCUUAUUUCUGACUAAAACAAAAAUAUGUAUGUACUUAGUAAACAAAAAAUGAGAUGUCUGUAAUGGCAACGAAUUUUGAAGACGUGUGCUAAAAAGCUACUAAGUAUCUUAAUGUAUAAUUUUGUGUAAUAAAA